AUGUCGUCUCUCUUUCAUCGUAGCACAGUACUCCGCGCCUACCACUAUGUACACCCAAAGAGUGGUAGACCCAUUCGACAAUAUCGUCUUUAUGGAGAUCCACGAUUUAUAAACAAUGAGGCGGCACUCAUUAAAGGUCAGUGGGGACUCAUCACCGCAGACUUUGGUAUGGUUACACAAUCACAACUUGAAAAUGCACGUUUGGCGAUCCUUCGACGUCUUCCACGUGGAGGUUUCACACUCACUAUGCACACCGACUAUGAAGAGUUUCCAGUUGUAAAGAAGAGUCCAGAGAGUCGUAUGGGAGCUGGUAAAUCGAAUAUUCAUCACUUUGCAUUUAAGUUUACAACCGGUGUGCCACUUUUUGAAAUAAUGCCAACGGGCUCUCGCCGGCUUAAUCAAGCAGAGGCAGAAGGUAUCUUUCUCGCAGGUAGACCUUUUAUCCCGUUGCAAACAGUAGUAGUCCCACAGGGCCGUGUUGACGAGUAUCAUGUUUUCAAAUAA
This is a messenger RNA of Trypanosoma theileri, 504 nucleotides long. Its product is annotated as 50S ribosomal protein L16. Bases 1 to 504 code for a protein of 167 amino acids. NCBI's taxonomy places the organism in Eukaryota, Euglenozoa, Kinetoplastea, Trypanosomatida, Trypanosomatidae. The record is from RefSeq and is a predicted model, not a curated record. Gene Ontology annotation, cellular component: mitochondrial large ribosomal subunit; ribosome. Gene Ontology annotation, molecular function: structural constituent of ribosome; rRNA binding. The transcript has a single exon. Gene Ontology annotation, biological process: mitochondrial translation.